UUCACUUAGUACUCCAUAUUAGCACUUCUCUGAAGAACUUCGUGGAGAUCAAAAAAAUGAGAAUGAGGGAGAGUUCUAAGGUUUCUGAAGAAGAAGCUCCUUAUCUCGCAUUACAAACUCAUGAAUAUGAUGAUAAUGAAGCUGCUGUGAAAGCUGAUGAUUCUCGUUUGAAUCAGCUCGGUUAUAAACAAGAACUCAGCCGGACACUCUCUGCGUUAUCAAACUUUGCUGUGACGUUCUCAAUCGUAUCAGUGAUAACUGGAUUGACAACAACGUACAACACUGGUUUGACGUUUGGAGGGCCCUUGACAAUAAUAUAUGGAUGGCCAAUAGCAGGAUUUUUCACACUGAUAGUUGGUUUUUCGAUGGCCGAGAUUUGUUCACCUUAUCCAACCUCUUGUGGACUCUAUUUUUCCUAGCGUUUUUAGGGGCCACUCAAAAGAAAUUAGGGGCCAACAAUAAAACAAAAAAGGUCACCCAAUCCUAA
Papaver somniferum (opium poppy) is the source of this 487-nucleotide messenger RNA. RefSeq names its product amino-acid permease BAT1-like. Gene Ontology annotation, molecular function: L-alanine transmembrane transporter activity; gamma-aminobutyric acid transmembrane transporter activity; L-lysine transmembrane transporter activity. Gene Ontology annotation, biological process: transmembrane transport; gamma-aminobutyric acid transport. The transcript has 2 exons. Lineage: Eukaryota; Viridiplantae; Streptophyta; Magnoliopsida; Ranunculales; Papaveraceae. Bases 57 to 419 code for a protein of 120 amino acids. The record is from RefSeq and is a predicted model, not a curated record. Gene Ontology annotation, cellular component: membrane.